Mytilus trossulus (common blue mussel) is the source of this 7150-nucleotide messenger RNA. RefSeq names its product NFX1-type zinc finger-containing protein 1-like. The record is from RefSeq and is a predicted model, not a curated record. Bases 139 to 5625 code for a protein of 1828 amino acids. Lineage: Eukaryota; Metazoa; Mollusca; Bivalvia; Mytilida; Mytilidae. Gene Ontology annotation, cellular component: nuclear RNA-directed RNA polymerase complex. Gene Ontology annotation, molecular function: helicase activity. Gene Ontology annotation, biological process: regulatory ncRNA-mediated heterochromatin formation. The transcript is spliced from 5 exons.
AGGUAAGACACAAUAGUAUGAUAUUCAAAAAGUCAAUAUCUACGUUUCGGUAUCAAGGUUAUUGAUCCAUUUGAAUUGAUACCAGAAUAAUAUUGAGAAAUAACGACAUGCAGACGACGAACCCGAUAUUUUCCUGAAAUGGCGCAAAGUUUAAACCGAUCGUAUAGAGGACAAAGUCGAGGAAGAGGUACUGGAAGGGGUAGAGGUUAUGGAAGAGGAAGGGGAUAUCAAUCACGAAGCGAAUCUGAUUGCCGGCGACCUAAUAGCAGUUCUAUCGGAUCAGGAAGGAAAAGUUGGCGGCUUUUGUUUGGAUUCAGGAGGCUUACAGAGUUAAAAGAUAAGGAAUCAAACGAAAUUCUUCUUCAAUGCACUUCAAACAAGGACACUCUGGAAGAUGCUCUUAACGAUACGGACCACGACGACGAGAUGUUUAGUCUUAUUUUGAGAUGCUGUGCUAAAGCAUGUCAGUGUGAAUCAUUAUCACAAAAGCUGUUGGAGUUUCUUAUAAUAUUAGAAGAUUCAAAAUUCCUAAAAGAUACGCUUACUGACUAUAUGAUAAGACUUCAAAAUUUUCCAUCUUCAGAAAUUGAGUUACAUGAAGACAGGCUAGUAGACAUAAUGAUAAUUUUCACCCAAUUGAAAAUGAAAGUUCCUAAUGCAAUGUUACUCUCUUUAGGAGUAUCAACUAUGUUAGAGGGAGUUCUUCAAGCAGUCGAAAAUGAAUGUGGAAGUGUCAGUUAUAAACUUGCUUCUGCAUUCAAAGAAUGGAAGGAAACAAAACAAAUUGUUGUUAAGCAGAAAUCAUCGAAACAUAAUAAGCGAUAUUUGUCUAUUGCUGAAGAUGAAUGGCUGCCACCAGAAGACUUUAGAGCCAUUCCAGUCUUUCCCGAAUCAGUUGACAUUAAUGUACAAGACAUGCCGUUCUUACGCAGAAACAAGACCGAGGGUCGUUAUCAUGACUUGAAUCACUAUUUAGAUGUACAGUUCCGUUUAUUAAGGGAGGAUUUUAUUGCUCCACUUAGGGAAGGUGUCAAAGAAUAUAUAGAAGCUGUAAGUACUAAUGGAAAAACGACAAGGUUGCAAGAUGUAAGAAUAUACACAGAUGUCCAAAUAAUCAGUCCAAUUUGUAGCAACUUAGGAUUAUGUCAACGUGUCACAUUCUCGUGUCCUGGUUUUAAUCGUAUACGAUGGGAAUCAAGCAAGAGACUCAUUUUCGGUUCAUUGGUUGUUUUAUCCGCAGAUAAAUUUGAUACGUUCUUUUUUGCUACUGUUGCAAACCGUGAUUUAAAAGAUGUUAGAAAGGGACUGGUUGACCUUCAGUUUGAGUGUGAUUCACAGAGGAUAACAUCUGUUCCCCCAGGAACCAACUUCGUCAUGGCAGAGACAAGUGCAUAUUUUGAAGCAUAUCGGCACGUACUGCUUGGCCUACAAAAAAUGAAAGAAGGAGACUUGCCUUUUGAGAAAUAUAUUGUACAUUGUGAGGUGAAUGUUCAGCCACCAGCCUAUCUUUGUCGACAGCCAUCUGCCCGAAUGGAUCUGCGUCCGUUGGUUGAUGAAGAUAUCUGGUUGAGAGACGAGAGUCACCAACCUGGCCGACGCGUACAAGAUGAUUUAAAGCCCGUAUAUACAUUCAGUGCCAGGGCAAACAUGGCGAAUAACAUCAAAGUUACAGAUGAAAGAUACUGGCCAGAUCCAGAGCUAUUACACCUGGACAAUUCUCAGUUUGAUGCCGUUCGCACAGCUCUGUCAAAGGAAUUUGUGAUCAUACAAGGACCCCCAGGUACCGGAAAGACAUAUAUUGGACUUAAGAUAGUAAGAGCAUUGCUCCACAACAAGCCAUUGUGGACUACAGAUCCCAUAACAAGAGAACAUAACAACAAGCCACUUUUAGUCGUUUGUUAUACAAAUCAUGCUCUUGAUCAGUUUUUAGAAGGCAUCAUAAACUUUUACAAAGGGGAUGUCUUGCGUUUAGGUGGGCGAAGCUCGAGUGAGAUAAUGAAAAAUUAUAGCAUCGCAAACAAACGUGAAGUACUUAGAAGAAACCGGAGUAUACCUAAAGCCAUUUAUAUAGAAAGAACUAAAACAAGAAUUAGAGUAAAAGCCCUCCGAACUAGUAUCAAUUUACUAGCAGCGAGAAUAGAAAGUGCAAAAAUUAAUAUAUUACACGAAGAAUGUCUUCAAGCAAUUAUUAGCCAAAAACAUUUCAGGAAUUUAGUAAGUGAAUAUGAACGUAUCAAGUUUCACGAGAACACCAGAGACUUCCGAAAUGCCAGGAAACGAAAGGCAUCUGCUUUAAUUGAAUGGCUAGGCUACGGGCAAUUGUUACAACAAAACACUAAAGAAAGGAUACCAGACACUAUAAACAAAGACAGAGAAACAUCAACCGAAGACGAUUUAGUAGACGUUAUAAAUGAAAUUGAUGCAGAAAUUCAGCAAAGGCAAACAGAUGGUUACAACGACAAUGAAAAUGUCAAUGAAAACGAGGCUAUUGCAGAAGUUACUAAUAUUCUUUCCCGCUUAGGUAUGGGCGAUAAUACUGUUGCUAUUAAUGUAUCUGAAAUGGACGACGAUGACGCUAUUAAUCCUGAAAUGUCUUUUCGUUCAAAGAAUAAUUCAAAUGAAUGGGAAAUUCAAGGUCAACAAAAGAGAAGCAUGAAAAAAAAUCUUAAACUACAACUUCGUUUAAAUGAUUCUAUGAAUGAUACAGAAGUUUCACAAAUCCGUGAUAUUUGGAAUUUGUCUUCAGAAAAUAAAUGGCGGCUUUAUCGAUAUUGGAUUUUUCAGUACUGUAACAUUAUUCAAAGAAACAUUGAUCAAAAUGAAGAGGAAUUUAAGAAUGCAUGCAAAGCCCAUUUAGAAAUACAGAUGCAAGAAGAUAAAGAUAUAAUGAAACAAGCCACUGUUAUCGGCAUGACAACUACAUGCGCAGCCAAAUACCAACCAGUACUUAAAGAGCUUGGACCUAGAAUAAUAGUAGUAGAGGAGGCGGCAGAGGUUCUUGAGGCUCAUGUUAUAACUACUUUGAGCAAACAAUGUGAACAUUUGAUUUUAAUUGGCGACCAUCAACAACUUAAGCCUAACCCAACAGUGUAUAAACUUGCACAAAAUUUUAACCUUGAUUUGUCUUUAUUUGAAAGAAUGAUAAAGAACAAACUCGAAUAUAAUUGUCUCCAGCAACAGCAUCGCAUGCGUCCAGAAAUAGCAAAAAUCAUGAAAAUUAUAUAUCCAAGUUUGUUGAAUCACGAAAUUGUUCAUACAUAUGAGGAUAUAAAGGGUGUUUCAAAAAAUGUAUUUUUCGUCGACCAUUCUGAAAAAGAGUCUUCAGAGGAAGAAUCAAGAAGCCGAUCUAACCAACAUGAGGCCGAAUAUAUCGCCGGACUUUGUAAAUACUUACUAUUACAAGGAUAUUCUUCCUAUCAAAUUACAGUUUUGACCUUGUACUCUGGACAGCUUUUUUGUCUUAAACAAAAAAUGCCAAAGUCAAUUUUUGAUGGUGUCAAAAUAACAGUAGUCGAUAAUUUCCAAGGAGAGGAAAACGAUAUCAUAAUAUUGUCAUUAGUCCGGAGCAAUGAUGAAGAUAACAUUGGUUUUCUUAAUAUCGAAAACAGGGUAUGCGUAGCAUUAUCUCGUGCCAAAAAGGGGUUUUAUGUUAUAGGAAAUUUUGAAAUGCUAGCACGAAAAAAUCAAUUGUGGAAGUCCAUCAUAAACCUUGCUAAAGAUGAUGAGUUUAUUAGUGAAGGGCUGACUUUAUACUGCCAAAAUCAUCCCAAUGAUAAAGGAAUAUACGCGCAGUCAGGGAGCGACUUUAAGAAAGCACCAGAGGGAGGUUGCAUGAAACCUUGUGAUGUACGUCUCAGAUGUGGUCAUACUUGCACAAGAGCUUGUCAUGUAAGCGACAGGAAACAUGAACAAUUCAAAUGUAUGAAACCUUGCGUAAAAAAAGCCUGUGAUUUAGGACACCGAUGUCAGGGCCGAUGUAGUCACAAAUGCCCUCCAUGCAUGUUUCUUAUCGACAAAAAGUUACCCUUUUGUGGACAUAUUCAAAAUGUUCCAUGUUCUAUAGAUCCCUUAAAAUGGAGUUGCACAGAUAAAUGUAAGAAAGUUCUAAAAUGCAAUCACUUAUGUGGAAACCUUUGUGGGGAAAGUCAUACAGAUAGAUGUCAAGAGUUAGUCAAAAUGGACUGGUUAUGUGGACAUUCUGCAACAGUCGAGUGUUACCGGUCAAACAUGCAAUGUCCGUCAAUUUGUCACAGCGAACUUAGCUGUGGUCAUUUGUGCAAAGGAACUUGUGGCGAGUGCUUUCAAGGAAGACUUCAUAAGGGAUGCAAACAUAGAUGUAAUCGUACACUUCUUUGUGAACAUCCCUGCAAGAACUACUGUUCAAAUUGUCCUCCGUGUACACUUAAAUGUGAAAACAGUUGUAUUCACAGCAAUUGUCAGAAAACAUGCGGCGAACAGUGUAUACAAUGUAUCGAGAAAUGUGAAUGGCAAUGUCCACACUUUCGCUGUGCCAAAUUGUGCAGCCAGCCAUGUGAUAGACCAAGAUGUUCUCAUCGAUGUAGUUGUCUAUUAAGAUGUGGUCAUCGGUGUAUUGGAGUUUGUGGCGAGCCCUGUCUAACUUUAUGCAAAAUAUGCAACAAAGAUCAGAUAACCAAAAUAUUUUCCGGAUUAGACGACAAACCUCAUGCGCUUUUUGUUCAGUUGGAAGACUGUUCUCAUGUUUUUGAAGUAGGUUGGCUUGAUAAAUGGAUGGACAAUGAUAGCCAGACUCGUGAAAAAACACCGGUGAAGUUGAAAGAGUGUCCAAAAUGCAAUAAGCCAAUUAGACGAAAUGUUAGAUACGGUAACCUAAUAAAGCAGACUUUGAAAGACAUUGAAACUGUAAAACAAAAACUAGAGCAAAGAAAAUCCGAGCUAGAGUAUUCCGCGCUGCGAAAAUCUAGAUCAUUAGUUUCAGCUGACCGCAGAAUAUUUAAUGAACUUUACUCUAAAAAUCAGAUAUCAUCCCAAAAUAAUUUUGCAGCUGUAGAAAAUCAGAUAAGAUUUUUAAUAACUUUAUCAGAAAUUAAAGAGAAAUAUCAAAACGAAGUUGUUAAAUCAAGAACUGGGGGGAUAGAGUUAUUAAAUGCAUUGCAACAAAUAGAUGAGUUGCAUGAUUUCAUCAUCAAAGAUCGAAGCUACUUCACUAUCCAGGAAACAGAUGAUAUAUUGAGAGAAAUAGAAAGAUUCAAUCUUUUACUGAAAUAUUCACUUCUCAAAGAAUGGAAAUUAAAAUCUGACAUUAAAAUGGACGCAUCCUUUGAUGUCAAUCUAAGAAAUGUGAAGAGAUACCUGACAGAUGGGAAUCCACUUAUCGAUCGAAGAAAGGUCUUUGUUACUAAAUUUCUCAAGGUCGUUGAAGACCUCAUACCUCGAUUGGGUCUUGGUUUAUCGGACGGAGUGAAAACAGUAUUGGUAAAUACAAAGCAGCUGUAUAAAGGUUAUUGGUACAAAUGUAAACACGGUCAUGUGUAUGCAGUUGGUGCUUGUGGAGGCGAAGCUGAAGGAAGCGUUUGUCCAGAAUGCAAGACGGAAAUUGGUGGAAGGGUUCGUCGAUUGAGAGAAAGAAUGGAAACGAUGUCGUAAUAAAAAUGGGAUUGCUACUUCAUGAUUCGACUCAUGCUUUUGCAAGUCGAUAUCGAUGUGCAAAACAACACAAUUGUGUAUGGCAAUUUCGUUUGGAUUUUAAUCGUUGGAUAAUGAUACAAGAUUUAUACUAACAGCAACUGCAAUAAGAUUUUUACGAAAUUCAAACUAGUUAGCUAAAAAUAGGACAAUUAUAAAUAUUUUAUCAAAUCACAAAUUAAUCAUUCUUACUCUUUUGAAUUUAACAUAUUUUUGUUGAACAGAUAUAAGUAUAGCUAUUCAAAUAUAUGUAAUGUUUUAAACCAUACUGUAUGCUCAGUUUAAAUCUGAAAUAACACUAGUCACGCCCAUUUGUUUUGUUUUUGUUUGUUUUUCUAUAUUUAUUUAAAAAAAUAAUUGGUUUGAAUUAUGUGUUUAGGUGGAUGGAUCUAAAUAGAUUUGUACAGACAUUCAAGUCGUUCAAUAAAUCAUUUGUAAAGACUCCAAAUAUACAUCAAAUAUGUCUUUCUAAAUUGUACAGCAUAUAUCGUACAAAUACUUGCCUAAUUCAAGGCUUACCAAUGUGAUUAAAAACAAAUAGGUUGUUAGGUUAGGCGGUAGUUUUAUAUAUGUAGUUAUUACUAAAUAAUUAAUUUUGCAAAAAAAAUACUUUUUUUUAGCUCACCUGGCCCAAAGGGCCAAUUGAGCUUUUCCCAUCACUUGGCGUCCGUCGUCGUCCGUCCUCGUCGUCCGUCGCCAUUAACUUUUACAAAAAUCUUCUCCUCUGAAAAUACUGCGCCAAAUUAAACUUGGCCACAAUCAUUAUUCGGGUAUCUAGUUUAAAAGAGGUGUCCGGUGACCCGGCCAACCAACCAAGAUGGCCGCCAUGGCUUAAAAUAGAAUAUAGGGGUAAAAUACAGUUUUUGGCUUAUAACUAAAAAACCAAAGCAUUUGGAGCAAAUCUGACAGGGUUUUAAAUUGUUUAUCAGGUCAAGAACUAUCUGCCCUGAAAUUUUCAGACGAACCAGACAACCUGUUGUUGGGUUGCUGCCCCAGAAUUGGUAAUUUUAAGGAAAUUUUGCUGUUUUGGUUAUUAUCUUGAAUAUUAUUAUAGAUAGAGAUAAACUGUAAACAGCAAUAAUGUUCAGCAAAGUAAGAUUUAUAAAUAAGUCAACAUGACCGAAAUGGUCAGUUGACCCCUUUGAGAGUUAAUUGUCCUUUAUAGUCAAUUGUAAACAAUUUUUCACUGAAACUACUGGGCCAAGUUCAUUAUAGAUAGAGAUAAUUGUAAGCAGCAAGAUUUUUAGUAAAGUAAGAUGUACAAAUACAUCACCAUCACCAAAACACAAAUUUGUCAUGAAUCCAUCUGCUUCCUUUGUUUAAUAUUCACAUAGACAAGGUGAGCGACACAUGUUCUUUAGAGCCUCUAGUUUAAUUUCUGUUUCAAUAGAAUUUGCUAUUAUAUUUGUAUACCAAUGUUUUGUUUUCCUUAUUUAUCGAGUAAAUUGCAUAAGAAGCUUGUGAAAUUUAAAUUUUAGCAAUGAUA